Nymphaea colorata (pocket water lily) is the source of this 468-nucleotide messenger RNA. RefSeq lists its product as uncharacterized. The coding region runs from base 110 to 280 and encodes 56 amino acids. The record is from RefSeq and is a predicted model, not a curated record. Lineage: Eukaryota; Viridiplantae; Streptophyta; Magnoliopsida; Nymphaeales; Nymphaeaceae. The transcript has 2 exons.
ACUAGGUCGACCCAUUAAUAGACUCCAGUUUCCCACUCGUUCCGCUCCGCCGGAGCGGCGGAGGCACCGAAGGAAGUCGAUUGAAGAGGGGGCGGAGGACGGGAGGAGGAUGGAGAAGCGGUUCUCUCUCAUUCAAACGCUUGCGGCCGCCGGCGUCUUUUCCGCGGUCUCCUUCUGGUACGGAUUCAUGUUCGGGAGGGAAUCCGCGAGGAAGGAGCUCGGCGGAUUGAUUGAACGCCUUCGUAGCGGUAAUCCUUCGCCAGACGUUCCGGAUUCUUGAGCUUUCCUUUCUUCCUUUACUCUCUCUGGGUUUCACUUACUGCCUUUCUCUUCAUGUGCGAAUCGGUUUGGGGAUUUUUCCCCUUGUCGGAGUAGCGAAAUUUUUUGGGGAUUAGGGUUUUUCUGGAUGUAAAGAUGAACUGAGAAUGGAUCCUGUUUUGUUAAGUAAAAUGCUCCUGAUUGAUUUUC